Messenger RNA from Chrysemys picta bellii (western painted turtle), 1409 nucleotides. The record is from RefSeq and is a predicted model, not a curated record. NCBI's taxonomy places the organism in Eukaryota, Metazoa, Chordata, Testudines, Emydidae.
AUGGCAGCGUGGCGACUGCUGGAGCUCCUCCUCCUUGGGGCCACGGGCAUCUGGGCGACAGGCUGUGGCUUCCGGCCGGGAUACGACAGCCCCAGCCUCUCCCCCGCACCCCGCAUCAUCGGGGGGCAGAAAAGCCGCCCUGGGGAAUGGCCCUGGGUUGUGAGUCUCCAGACCCAAGGGCACCACUUCUGUGGGGGGAGCGUCAUACACUCCUGGUGGGUGCUGAGCGCAGCCCACUGCUUCCACGACACCCGGCCCCAGGACGUGACGGUGGCGGCCGGCAGCGUGACCCUGGGCAUGGGCGGCGUCACCCGGCGGGUUCGACGGAUCCUGUCCCACCCCAGCUACAGCCGCAGCACCUACGACUCGGACCUGGCCCUGCUGCUGCUGAGCCGCCCCCUGCCCCCGGGCCGGGGUCUCGGCCUCGUCUGCCUCCCCGGGGAGCCGGACGACGAGGACGACGGGCAGUGGGGCAGCUGCUAUGUGGCCGGGUGGGGCACCACGGAGUACGGGCAGGAGACGGUGUCGGGGGCGCUGCGGGAGGCUGGCGUGCGGAUCGUCGAUUGGCUGCGCUGCAUGUGGUGGAUGGGGGCCCUGACCCAAAACAUGGUCUGCGCCGGGCACGAGGAGGGCGGCCGGGACGCCUGCCAGGGUGACAGCGGGGGGCCCCUGCAGUGCCAGGCCCCCCAGGGCUCCCCCUGGUACCAGGUGGGCGUCGUGAGCUGGGGCCGGGGCUGCGGGAGGCGCCAGCGUCCGGGCGUCUACACCCGCGUGGCCAACUACCGGGCCUGGAUGGAUGAGGCCACCGCAGCAGUGGGGAGACCCCUGAGGCCCCAGAAGGCCACCCCCACCAGGCUGGGCUCCGCCCCCCAAAAGACAGAGCCGGAGGUCGCCGGAGGCCCCCGCCCCUGCCCGUGGCGGCCCCUGGGCCUUUCCUUGGGGCUGGCUCUGGGGAGGUGGCUGGGCUGAGCGAGACACAAGGCAUGCUGGGAAGAGGACAGAGCCGCCGCCGCCAAGGAUUGUGGGAGGGGAUGGCUACGUUGGCCACUGAGAUUGGCCAACACUUUGGGAGGGAGGGGCAGGAGGGCGAAGGGGCAUUAAAUAUUAUGUAGAGAAGCGGAGAGCGAACUGUUCACUGGGAAUAGGGGACCCAGGCAACCAGGAGAGCAGAGCAGGACAUUCGCCCCUGGGGAGGGGAGAUGGGACCCAGGCGUCCGGGAGAGCAGAGCAGGACGCUCGCCUCUGGGGAGGGGAGAUGGGACCCAGGCAUCCGGGACGGCAGCGGAGGGUGCUCGCCUCUGGGGAGGGGAGAUGGGACCCAGGCAUCCGGGACGGCAGCGGAGGGUGCUCGCCUCUGGGGAGGGGAGAUGGGACCCAGGCAUCCGGGACGGCAGCGGAGGGCGCUCACC